Messenger RNA from Capra hircus (goat), 1203 nucleotides. RefSeq names its product motile sperm domain containing 3 (gene MOSPD3). The record is from RefSeq and is a predicted model, not a curated record. Lineage: Eukaryota; Metazoa; Chordata; Mammalia; Artiodactyla; Bovidae. The transcript has 6 exons. Bases 302 to 1009 code for a protein of 235 amino acids. Gene Ontology annotation, cellular component: cytoplasm.
CGGCCGUUCGGAGGCGGAAGCCCGACGAGCUCAGGAAGUGAUCGGAGGCCCAGAUACAGGAGAGCAAGAGGCGGAAAGAGCAGCUCAGGAAGAGGCCGCGGCGGCCGGCGGAAUCGGCCCUCGGAGGCAGGGGGCGGGUGCCCCGGGCCGCCCGGAAGGGGCGGGGCUUAUGGAGAUCAGGAACUAAGACGGAAGACGAGGGCCCGGGCUGGGAGCCGCGAGGGGCCGGGUUUCCCGGCUUUAUACUCCAGGCCCCGUCCCCUGAGCUCUGCCCUCGGAUGUUCCACCGCCCAGAGCUUGCAUGCGCCGUGGGGCGCCCCAGGACCAGGAGCUGGUGGGUCCGGGGGCUCCUGGGCGGGGGUCCCGGGGCGCCCCUCCUCCCUCGGGACCUGUUGUCCCGGUCCUCGUCUUUCCCCCGGAUCUAGUAUUCAGGGCGGACCAACGGAGCGGACCCCGGCAGCUGCUGACCCUCUAUAACCCCACUGGAGCAGUGCUUCGCUUCCGAGUGCUGUGCACAGCACCUGCCAAAUACACAGUGUUUGACGCGGAAGGAUACGUGAAGCCCCAGUCCUGCAUUGACAUUGUGAUUCGCCACGUGGCCCCCCAUCCCAGGCACUAUGAUGUCCAGGAUCGCUUCCGCAUUGAGCUCUCUGAGGAGGGAACAGAGGGCCGAGUGGUGGGGCGCAAGGACAUCACCUCGGUUCUGAGGGCCCCAGCGUACCCCCUUGAGCUUCAGGGACAGUCUGACCCAACACCCCACCCAGAGCCUCAUUCCUGGACAGCACCAUCCACGGCCCAGCCCUUCCCAGAGAACCCUCACCCGCAACUGGCCACCAGCUCCUUCCUCCUCUUCUUGCUGAUGGGCACAGUCUCUGUGGCCUUCCUGCUGCUCCCGCUCCAGGAUGAACUUGGCAGCCAGCUGCCCCAAAUCCUUCACGUCUCCCUGGGACAAAAGUUGGUGGCAGCCUACGUCUUAGGGCUCCUCACCAUGGUGUUCCUCCGGACCUGAGCUCUGCUCCACUUCCACACCGCUUCCCCGGGCCAGGACAUGGAUGCGGAUGUGGACGUGAGACAGCCACUGUGAUGUUCAUAACCUCGUCUCAACUCCUGCUUCCUUCUUCCUGCCCAUCUCCCCCCAGACCUAGGGAUUUGUUAUCUUUUUCCAAGUUGAAUCAAAUAAAUUUGUAAAAUUAAACUGAGAAA